Messenger RNA from Gastrolobium bilobum, 2199 nucleotides. Its product is annotated as probable serine/threonine-protein kinase At1g54610. The transcript has 7 exons. Gene Ontology annotation, biological process: protein phosphorylation; positive regulation of transcription elongation by RNA polymerase II. The record is from RefSeq and is a predicted model, not a curated record. Bases 310 to 1983 code for a protein of 557 amino acids. NCBI's taxonomy places the organism in Eukaryota, Viridiplantae, Streptophyta, Magnoliopsida, Fabales, Fabaceae. Gene Ontology annotation, molecular function: RNA polymerase II CTD heptapeptide repeat kinase activity; ATP binding; cyclin-dependent protein serine/threonine kinase activity. Gene Ontology annotation, cellular component: cyclin-dependent protein kinase holoenzyme complex; nucleus.
CUGACAACACCAGCUCAGACUUUCAGACACAGUGGCAAUUCCGUUAUUUCCUCAUCAUGCUGUGUCGUUUCAUCAAGGUGCAUGCGUAGCACAGAAUCACACCCUCCUGCCUCUAUUACCUAUUCACGACGCCUUCAUUAUACACACGCUCUCACACCCAUCAACUAAAGCUUAGCCUUUUCCUUCUUCUCAGAAACCACCGUCACCAGGCGCCGAAAAACGACGGCGUUUUCUGCAACCGCUACUUUUUCCGAUUCCAUGUGUUUUCCAUACUUAGCCGCCGCCGCCGUACGCCGCCUUAUCUGACGGAUGGGUUGCGUACUUGGGACGCCGGCAGAUGCCGGAGCUCAGCGCCGUCGACGGAGCGGCCAGCGUAACGUUGGUUCUGAUGGAGGUAGUAAUGCCGUUGCGGUUCGGGAGAGGAAAAGGAAUCCUCACACCGGCGAUUUUCCGGGAAGUCUUCCGGCGCCGGAGCGCCGGAAACCUAGACUCGAUCCGUGCGCGGUGACUCAACAGGGUUGGCCGUCUUGGUUGAUGGCCGUCGCCGGCGACGCAAUCGGCGAUUGGACUCCUCGUCGCGCCAACACGUUCGAGAAGCUUGCUAAGAUUGGGCAAGGGACGUAUAGCAAUGUGUAUAAGGCUAGAGACCUUCUUACGGGAAAGAUUGUGGCUUUGAAGAAAGUUAGAUUUGAUAAUUUGGAGCCAGAAAGUGUGAAGUUCAUGGCAAGAGAGAUACUUGUUUUGAGGAAGCUUGAUCACCCCAAUGUUGUAAAGCUUGAGGGCUUGGUUACUUCUAGAAUGUCAUGCAGUCUUUACUUGGUAUUUGAGUAUAUGGAACAUGAUCUUGCUGGGCUUGCAGCUGGGCAAGGUGUUAAGUUCACUGAGCCUCAGGUCAAAUGCUUUAUGAAGCAAUUACUUUCUGGUCUUGAGCAUUGCCACAGUCGAGGUGUAUUGCACCGUGAUAUCAAGGGUUCCAAUCUGCUUAUUAACGAUGAAGGAAUCCUUAAAAUUGCAGAUUUUGGGCUGGCAACUUUCUUUGAUCCUAAGCUAAAGCAGUCCAUGACAAGCAGAGUUGUGACCCUUUGGUAUCGUCCCCCUGAGCUUCUUCUUGGGGCAACAUUUUAUGGGGUUGGUAUUGACCUUUGGAGUGCUGGUUGCAUCUUGGCAGAGCUGCUUGCUGGAAAGCCAAUCAUGCCUGGCCGAACAGAGGUUGAACAACUGCACAAAAUAUUUAAGCUGUGUGGUUCUCCAUCUGAGGAAUAUUGGAAGAAAUAUAGAUUGCCAAAUGCUACAAUCUUUAAGCCACAGCAGCCAUAUAGACGUUGCAUCUCCGAAACAUUCAAGGAUUUUCCUCCUUCUUCACUACCUAUAAUUGAAACUCUUCUUGCAAUAGAUCCUGAUGAUCGUGGCACUGCCUCAGCUGCUCUAAAUAGUGAAUUCUUUACCACUGAGCCAUAUGCUUGUGAACCUUCGGGUUUGCCAAAGUAUCCUCCCAGCAAAGAAUUGGAUGUGAAACUGAGAGAUGAAGAAGCAAGAAGGCAAAAAGCUCUAAGCGGAAAAGCUAAUGCUGUUGAUGGUACCAAGAAAGUCAGAACACGUGAGCGUGGUCGGGCCAUUCCAGCCCCCGAAGCCAAUGCAGAGAUCCAAACAAACUUAGAUAGGUGGAGAGUUGUGACCCAUGCAAAUGCAAAAAGCAAGAGUGAGAAAUUUCCACCUCCUCAUCAAGAUGGAGCUGUUGGAUAUCCGCAGGAGGCAUCAAAUAAAGGACCCAUUUCAUUUGGCGCCACUGACACUUCUUUUGACUCAGGGAUAUUCAUUUCAAAACCAUCUGGACCUGUUAGAAGUCAUGCUGCUGCAGGACUUUACAGAGGAACCAAAACUAGAAAAGAAGAUUCCCAGAUGGCCUCGUCAUGGAAAUUUAUGCGUCCAUUCAAGCCAUCAACUAUUGGUCUUUCAAUGGAUUUAUUAUUUAGGAGCAAAUAAUCUGUUCCUUUUGAUUUUUGCAUCCUAGAAUGAGGAAAGGAAUGAUUUUGGCCCUGAUAUAUCUUUUUUUGCAUUUCCCGGUGUUUUUCAAAAACAAAAAAAAAAAUUAUUUAUUUGGUGUUGCUCCUAUUUUUUGUAUUUCAUUUGGCAUAAAGUUGUUGCUGUAUAAUCUACAACGGGGAUCCUUACAUUUGUACAUUUAGAGGAUUAAAUCCA